Molecule: messenger RNA, 2207 nt
Organism: Atta colombica
Lineage: Eukaryota; Metazoa; Arthropoda; Insecta; Hymenoptera; Formicidae
Product: short/branched chain specific acyl-CoA dehydrogenase, mitochondrial-like
Exons: 9
Coding region: 125-1378 (417 amino acids)
Cellular component (GO): mitochondrion
Molecular function (GO): acyl-CoA dehydrogenase activity; flavin adenine dinucleotide binding
Source: RefSeq, a predicted model, not a curated record
UGACGUACAACAAAUUAUUCCGCUCAGUAUUAAUUCGGCGUGCGAACUGUGAACAGCACAUUCAUCAAUUCUUCAUAUCUUCAAGGAUUCUUCCGAGGAACACGCUAUAGACGAAUUCAUACAGAUGAUGAACGCAUCAGUUUUAAGAUCAGCCUUCCGCGAAAUACCGCAAACGCUGACACGAACGCGAAAAGUACAUUUAUGUGCAUCAAGAUUUAAUUACCAUCCAGGCCCUUUGACGCAAUUUACGGAUGAUGAACUUAUGAUGAAAGAAACCGUUGCUAAACUGGCUAAGGAGGAGAUCGCUCCUGCCGUCCGAAAAAUGGAAAAGGAGGGCAAGAUAGAUGAUAGCGUUUUAAAAGUAUUAUUUGAGAAUGGCUUGAUGGGUUUAGAAAUUCCAACAGAUUACGGAGGUGCAGGUUGCAAUUUUAUGAGCACAAUUUUAACCGUCGAAGAAGUUGCGAAAGUCGACGGAGCCGUAGCUGCUCUCGUAGACAUUCAUAAUACUUUGGUUAACUCGCUUAUUAUUAAAGUUGGAUCUAAGGAACACAAAGAAAAAUAUCUGCCUAAAUUAGCACAAAAAUAUGCUGGUAGCUUUUGCCUGACGGAACCUAAUUCCGGAUCAGAUGCGUUUGCUCUUAAAACCAUAGCGAAAAAAGAUGGUAGCGAUUAUGUAAUAAAUGGAACAAAAAUGUGGAUCUCAAAUUCCGACAUCGCGGAAGUGUUCUUGGUUUUCGCUAAUGCAAAUCCAUCCACGGGAUACCGCGGCAUUACGACUUUCUUCGUGGAUCGCGAUACGCCCGGUUUGACUGUAGGUAAACCUGAAGACAAACUAGGCAUCAAGGCAUCUGGAACUUGUAUGGUUCAUUUUGAUAAUGUCAGGGUACCUGAAAGCAAUAUUUUAGGCGAGUUUGGAUACGGAUACAAGUAUGCGGCUGGUUUUCUGAAUGAAGGUAGAGUAGGCAUUGGCGCUCAAAUGAUUGGAAUCGCGCAAGGAAGUUUAGAUGCAACCAUACCAUAUACGCUGGAAAGAAAGCAAUUUGGAAAAGACGUUUUCUCAUUCCAAGCAAUGCAACAUCAAAUAGCUCAAGCAGUAACUGAUUUAGAAUGCGCCAGGUUAUUGGUUUACAACGCAGCUAGAUUGGUAGAUGCUAAAAAAGAUGUUAUGAAAGAAGCGGCUAUGGCCAAAUUAAUUGCAUCUGAAACUGCGUCACGUGUCACCACAAAGUGUAUAGAUUUUAUGGGAGGUGUUGGAUUUACAACCGAUUUUCCUCAGGAGAAAUAUUAUAGGGAUGCCAAGAUCGGCACGAUUUACGAAGGUACAAGCAAUAUGCAGUUGUCAACGAUUGCAAAAUGUAUACGCAAGGAAUAUUCGUAAAUUAAUAAUCCUUAACAUGACAUUAUAUGUAUUUACAAUACAAGAUUAUUUUUUACAUAUAUUUUUAAUACUAAAAAUUAGAGAAAAUAGCAUAUGUAUUAUUCAGAGAGAAUCAAAGGAGAAUGAAGCAGAAUUCAGUCGGAAGUCGCCGUUCAUUGGAGUGAGUAAAAGAUACGGUAAAAGAUAAGAUGGAAUAUAAUGUUGCACACAAUUAUUGUACCGCGUUAGUAUUGUGUAUGUGUAUACAUACAGGAUGCGUCACUAAAAUCCAGACAAAUUUCAAUUUAAAUUUUCCGUUAUAUUGUGCAUCCACCAGAGGUUGUUGUUGGCGUCCGAGAAAGCCUGAUGCUUCUAGUACAGAUAUAUUCUCAAAAUAACCGCAAUGUUGAAACCAAAUGCGGAGUAUAAUCGAAGAGUCGCGAUCAUCGAAGGCCUUCGCGUUGGGCACUUAGUAAAUAAUUCGGUUCUUUGGAUAUCUGAAAUCAACCAUUUAUGACGUUGUGGCAAAAUAUACGGCUUUAGAACAGUCCAAUAAAGAUUUCAAUAUGCUAGUAAGGAAGAGUCACUCAAAAGAUUGCGAGGACUCUCGCAAUUGUUGAAAGAGCUCAAACGUUGAUUUCGGAUGACCCAGGCAAUCAUUGCGAAAAUUAGCAUCAAUUGUUGGUAUAAGCGAGCCAAUAAUGCGUCGAAUUGCCGAGGAGGACCUUCGACACACCAAUCGUACAUAUUAAAGAUAUGACAAAUGCUCUCUGAGGUUGCCAUCCUGUAUAUGCAUAUUUGCGGAAGUGCACAAUAAAUGGCGGAACCAUCAGAGAAUACUCUUCAUGUC